Molecule: messenger RNA, 2688 nt
Organism: Rotaria socialis
Lineage: Eukaryota; Metazoa; Rotifera; Eurotatoria; Philodinida; Philodinidae
Source: the annotation of a GenBank genome assembly
AUGCCUUUGCGUCUUGACGUCAAACGCAAAUUAUCAGUUCGAUCAGAUCGAGUCAAAUGUGUUGAUAUUCAUCCGAAUGAACCAUGGAUUUUAGUAACAUUAUUUAAUGGUCAAGCUCAUAUUUACAAUCAUGAAACUCAACAACUAAUUAAAACUUUCGAGAUAUGUAGCGUUCCUGUUCGUGCCGGUAAAUUUGUUGUUCGAAAAAACUGGGCAAUUACUGGAUCGGACGAUAUGUGUGUACGUAUUUAUAACUAUAAUACUCUCGAACGUUUACAUAAAUUCGAAGCACAUAGCGAUUAUAUACGUUCAAUAGCUGUUCAUCCGACUCAAUCAUAUAUACUGACUAGUAGUGACGAUACGACAAUUAAAUUAUGGGACUGGGAUGCUAAAUGGGCGUUAAAACAAACAUUUGAAGGACAUAUGCAUUAUGUCAUGCAUAUAGCUAUUAAUCCCAAAGAUAAUAAUACAUUUGCAUCAGCUUCUCUCGAUCGUACUGUUAAGGUAUGGCAAUUGGGAUCAAGUCAACCGAAUUUUACUCUUGAAGGACAUGAAAAAGGUGCCAAUUGUGUUGAUUAUUAUCCAGGUGGUGAUAAACCUUAUCUUGUUUCCGGUGGUGAUGAUUGCCGUAUAAAAAUAUGGGAUUAUCAAAAUAAAACAUGUGUACAGACAUUAGAAGGACAUGCACAAAAUAUUAGUACUGUUGUAUUUCAUCCUGAAUUACCAAUUAUACUGAGCGGAUCAGAGGAUGGUACUAUCAAACUGUGGCAUUCCAAUACAUAUCGUCUUGAGUCUACACUUAACUAUGGUCUUGAGCGAUGUUGGUCUAUAGCAUGUUUACAUGGAUCAAAUAAUGUUGCACUUGGUUACGAUGAAGGAACAAUGAUGAUCAAAUUGGGCCGAGAAGAACCAGCUAUGUCUAUGGAUGCUUCAAGUGGCAAAAUAGUAUGGGCUAAACAUUGUGAAAUUCAACAAGUUAACCUAAAACAAUUGAGCAGUGAACAACAGCUGCGCGAUGGUGAAAAAGUACCAUUAAAUGUUAAAGAAUUAGGUAGCUGUGAAAUAUAUCCACAAACAUUAUCUCAUUCACCAAAUGGAAGAUUUGUUGUUGUUUGUGGCGAUGGAGAAUAUAUAAUUUAUACAGCAAUGACAUUACGUAAUAAAAGCUAUGGAAAUGCUAUGGAAUUCGUUUGGUCAGAAGAUUCAUCGGAAUAUGCUAUACGGGAUGGAAAUUUGGUUAAAAUUUUUAAAAAUUUCAAAGAAAAAAAAACAUUUAAACCAGAAACUGGAGCUGAUGCUAUUUUUGGUGGUCAUCUUUUUGGUGUUAGAUCGAAUUCAGGUUUAACAUUUUAUGAUUGGGAAACAACAAGUUUAAUUCGUCGAAUUGAAAUUGCACCAAAAACUAUCUAUUGGAGUCAAACUGGUGAAUUAGCUUGUAUUGCAACAGAAGAAUCUUAUUAUAUUCUUCGCUAUAAUCCUCAAGCAAUAGUUGCUGCAUCUACCAAUAAAGAUCUUAUUUCUGAAGAUGGCAUUGAGGACGCAUUCGAUGCUCUAAGUGAAAUUUCUGAAGUUAUAAAAACAGGUAUAUGGGUAGGUGAUUGUUUUAUUUAUACGAAUUCUCUCAAUCGAAUAAAUUAUUAUGUCGGCGGCGAAAUAGUAACGGUUUCUCAUUUGGACAAAGUGAUGUAUUUAUUAGGUUAUAUGUCUAAUGAAAAUCGUUUAUAUUUGGGUGAUAAAGAUAUGUCCAUUGUAUCAUUUGAAUUGUCACUAUCAGUUCUUGAAUAUCAAACAGCUGUUAUGCGAAAGGAUUUCGCAACAGCUGAUCAAGUUCUUCCAGCAAUUACGAAAGAACAACGAACACGUGUGGCACAUUUUCUAGAAAAACAAGGUUUUCGACAGCAAGCGUUGACAGUUACAUUGGAUACUGAACAUAAAUUCGAAUUAGCUCUUCACUUAGGAAAUUUACAAGUUUGCCAUGAACUUGCUGUUGAAUUAGAUAAUGAACAAAAAUGGUUACAACUAUCUGAUGUUGCUACGAAACAAGGAGACUUUUCUUUAGUACAAGAAUGUCUAACACGUGCACAAUCAUUUGGUUCACUUAUUCUUUUGGCAAGUGCAUCCAGUGACCAACAAUUAAUGUCGACUAUUGGUGAACAAUCACGAAAAGCUGGACAAUUCAAUAUUGCGUUUCUGUCAAAUUUUGUUUUGGGAAAAUUAGAUCAAUGCUUAGAUAUUCUUAUUGAAAAUCAACGUUUACCAGAAGCAGCAUUUUUUUCUCGAACAUAUCUUCCAUCGCAAAUAAAUCGCGUCGUUGGAUUGUGGAGAGAAAAAUUAAAAGAACUGAACAUGGAACGUGCAGCACAAACAUUAGCGAAUCCAACAGAUUAUAAAAAUCUUUUCCCAGGUUUUAUUGAUACGAAUAAAACAGAACAGUUUUUAAAACAAAACAAAGAAACCACAUCAGCUAGAAAUUAUCCAGUACAGUUGCCGAAUUGGGAAAGAAAUCCAAUCGCUGAAAUGAAAGAAGCCGAAGAGAAUGGACAAUUUUCUUAUAUCCCAAUUCAAUCAAGCCAAAUAAUAACAGAUGAUAACGAAGACAACUUUGAUGAUGCGAAUGAAACAUCAACACAAUCUACAAUUAAGGAUCUUCGACUCGAUGAUGAUGAUGAAUUUCUCAACGAUACAUGA